This is a messenger RNA of Trachymyrmex cornetzi, 1233 nucleotides long. RefSeq lists its product as uncharacterized. Bases 1 to 1233 code for a protein of 410 amino acids. The record is from RefSeq and is a predicted model, not a curated record. The transcript has 3 exons. NCBI's taxonomy places the organism in Eukaryota, Metazoa, Arthropoda, Insecta, Hymenoptera, Formicidae.
AUGUUGCAGCAUGACAUCUGGCAAACCCUAGAUCGCAUUACAUACGAACAAGCCGCGAAGACCCUCACACUAUCCUCUAAAAGACAGAAACAGAAAUACAUAAAUCAUCCGUCACAAAAAUCCACAACCUUCUCUACUCAACGUCAAGAACCUAUCCAACAAAGGCCUGUCUUAAGAUACUAUGGCUGCCCUACAUCUGCACUUGCCAAAGGCCCUAACUUCGCAGUGGCACCUAGAAAGGUUCCAAAGGAAAAAAUUAUCAGCCAAAUAGAGCCAACCAUCUACCGACUCCCAUCAGAACAAACAGAUAAUAUCCGCAGACAGGUAACCAACAUCCUUUCCAAAGCCAAACCCCCUCCACCAAAUAUCACUAGACAAGAGCGAUUGGCCCUCCAAGACCUGAACAGGGACACAGACAUCAUCGUGCUUCCAGCCGACAAAGGCAACACGACAGUAGUCACAUCAGAUUAUAAGAAAAAAAUAAAGAACCUUCUCUCGGACAAAGCAUACAAAAUGCUUGACAGAGAUCCAACUGACACAAUCGCACAGAACACCAAGAUCCUAGUGGAAAAAAGCAACAUUUCCAAUGAAACAAAAACAACAUUAAAACCUACAAAUCCUCUCCCACCAAGACUAUACGGACUACCGAAAGUACACAAAUCAAACAUUUCGCUCAGACCGAUUGUUAGCGCCAUACACUCCCCGACAUACAACUUAUCGCGCUUCCUAGCACGAACACUACAACCUCUCACUGAAAAAACCGAAUCACACAUAACCAACUCAACGGACUUCAUACAAAAGAUUCAAAAAAUCCGACUACGACCCAUAGACCUGCUCGUAAGUUUCGACGUAGAAUCCCUUUUCACACAAGUCCCAAUAAAAGACACAUUAAACAUAAUAAAGGCCUCACAUGAAGUCCCUCUCGACCUCAUCCCGCUAAUAGAGCACUGCUUGACAAGCACUUAUUUCUCCUAUAACAACCAAUUUUAUGAACAAACUUCAGGAGCGGUGAUGGGCUCUCCUAUUUCUCCUGUAAUCGUCAACAUCUUCAUGGAGCAUUUUGAGAAAGAGGCCCUCAGAAAAACAUCCAAAAAACCAGAAGUUUGGUUCCGUUAUGUACGAGUUGCUCAGCCAGUACUAAAACUCGCAUCGUCUGAAGCCAAAUUAGCAACACAGCCAAUAGCACAGCCAGCACUGUUGCCAACACGGCAGCAAGCACGCAAAUCCAGCUAG